Molecule: messenger RNA, 825 nt
Organism: Peronospora matthiolae
Lineage: Eukaryota; Oomycota; Peronosporomycetes; Peronosporales; Peronosporaceae
Source: the annotation of a GenBank genome assembly
AUGGUACAUCUUGUGGCUGUACCAGAGACAAUCACGGCAAGUGGCUGUGCUUGUGUCUUUAUUGACACCAUCUUCCGACUUCAUGGGUUGCCCCGGGAACUCGUAUCAGACAGAGAUCCACGAUCCACUGCUGAUUUCUGGCGUUCCGUGUUCAAAUCACUCGGAACGCGCUUGAAGAUGUCUACAUCUGAUCAUCCAGAGUCAGAUGGUCAUACGGAACGUGCCAAUCGUGUCCUCGAAGAGAUACUUCGAGGAUACGUACACUCCUUUAAGAGUUGGAGUGGGUUUUUGCCAAUGGUAGAGUUUGCCAUUAACAACUCGGUGCAUGCGUCCACGGCACAUACACCGUUUUACGUGAAUGGCUUGCGCCAUCCGCGUGUACCCACCUUACUAGAGUGUAACUCUGGUUUAAGGGGGGGAGGGACUCGCGCGAGCAAAAACCGAUUUGGUCCAUGCUCAUCACGCUCUGACGAAGAGGUCAUUGCGUUUGAUGCCGAUAUCGAUAACAUCGAUAUCGAAGAAGAUGAUGCCAGUGAGGGCGAGGAAGCCCUCACUGAAGAAGAUGAUCCCAGUGAGAGUGCGGAAGCCCUCACUGAAGAAAAGGUUGUUGUUGCUGCAGUGCGCUCACAGCGCACUGAAGCUAACGAGUCAUCAGAUGAGUUCAUACUGGCUCGUGAAACGGUGGUCCGUUUUGUGCAAGACUCCAUCGCCGAAGCGGUGGAUAAGCAAAAGCAAAACGCAGACAAGAAUGGAAGGGCGAACACUCUUUUUUUUAGUAAAGGUGACUUAGUCCUGCUGUCUACGGUUAAUCUACCAAACAUGUAG